Molecule: messenger RNA, 2306 nt
Organism: Balaenoptera acutorostrata (minke whale)
Lineage: Eukaryota; Metazoa; Chordata; Mammalia; Artiodactyla; Balaenopteridae
Gene: LMF2
Product: lipase maturation factor 2
Exons: 14
Coding region: 70-2163 (697 amino acids)
Biological process (GO): protein maturation
Cellular component (GO): endoplasmic reticulum membrane
Source: RefSeq, a predicted model, not a curated record
CCGCCGGCGGGGAGGGGCGGGGCGGACCGGACCCUGGUAUCCCGUCCAGCCCGCAGCAGCGUAGCGGAUAUGGCUGGCUCCCGGCUCCCGCGGCAGCUCUUUCUCCAGGGCGUGGCCGCCGUCUUCAUGUUCGCCUUCGCUUCCCUCUACACGCAGAUCCCGGGCCUGUACGGCCCUGAGGGCAUCCUGCCUGCACGGAGGACGCUGCGGCCGCAGGGAAAGGGACGCUGGCCGCAGCUGUGGGAGACCCCAACGCUGCUGUGGGAGACGCCGCUACUGGGGUUGGACACAGCGCAGGGCCUGGAGCUGCUGAGCCUGCUGGGCACCCUGCUGGCCCUGGGAGCCCUGCUGCUGCACCAGCUGCGCCACUUCCUUGUCUACCUGCUGCUGUGGGCCGCCUACCUGUCUGCCUACCAGGUGGGCCAGGUGUUUCUUUAUUUCCAGUGGGAUUCCCUGCUGCUGGAGACUGGCUUCCUGGCCUUGUUGGUGGCCCCUCUGAGGCUGCCCCCGCGCCACAAGCACGCCCAGGGCAGGCUGGCAGGGGUCUUGCCCCACGAAGACCUCCCCUUCUGGCUCGUGCGCUGGCUGCUGUUUCGCCUCAUGUUUGCCUCGGGUGUGGUCAAGCUGACCAGCCGUUGCCCCGCGUGGUGGGGGCUCACCGCCCUCACCUACCACUUCGAGACUCAGUGCUUGCCCACGCCCGCCUCCUGGUUUGCCCACCAUCUGCCCGUCUGGCUGCACAAGCUCAGCGUGGUGGCCACCUUCCUCAUCGAGAUUGCAGUGCCCCCUCUGUUCUUCGCUCCUGUUCGCCGCCUGCGCUUGGCUGCCUUCUACUCCCAGGUCUUGUUGCAAGUCCUGAUUAUCAUCACUGGCAAUUAUAACUUCUUCAACCUGCUCACCCUGGUGCUCACCACUGCCCUCCUGGAUGACGCACACCUGGUUGGCAACAGCCGCCGCAAGAAGACGCCCUCCUCCUGGCCCAAGGCCCUGCUGGCCCUGCUGGCCCUGCUGCUGGAACUGGCCGUCUACGGGCUGCUGGCCUCUGGCGUGGUGUACUGCUUUGGCCUGGAAGUGGAUUGGGAACAGCACAGCGUUCACUCCAAAACCACCUUCACCUUCCACCAGUUCUCCCAGUGGCUGAAGAUGGUCACCCUCCCCACCAUGUGGCUGGGGGCGGCCUCCCUUGCCUGGGAACUGCUGACCGCCCUCUGGAGGUGGACCCAAGUGCGAGGGUGGCUGCAGAAGUUCUGUGCUGCAGUCCAGCUGUCCGUCUUUGGCACGGCCACGGUGGCUUUGUUCACCAUCAGCCUGGUGCCGUACUCCUACAUGGAGCCCUCGACCCAUGGGCGCCUCUGGACUGGGGCCCACCGCCUGUUUGGCACCGUGGAGCACCUGCAGCUGGCCCACUCCUACGGCCUCUUCCGCCGGAUGACUGGUCUGGGUGGACGGCCCGAGGUGGUGCUCGAGGGCAGCUAUGACGGGCACCACUGGACGGAAAUCGAGUUCAUGUACAAGCCCGGUAACGUGAGCCGGGCGCCCCCCAUCGUGGCGCCCCACCAGCCGCGCCUCGAUUGGCAGAUGUGGUUCGCGGCCCUGGGCCCGCACACGCACAGUCCCUGGUUCACAAGCCUGGUCCUCCGCCUGCUGCAGGGCAAAGAGCCUGUGAUCCGCCUCAUCCAGAACCACACGCCCAGGUACCCCUUCCACAAGCAGCCGCCCACUUACGUGCGGGCCCAGCGCUACAAGUACCGGUUCUCGAAGCCCGGGGAGCAGGGCCAGUGGUGGCGACGCCAGUGGGUGGAGGAAUUUUUCCCGUCCGUGUCCUUGGGGGACCCGACGCUGGACAUGCUGCUCGGGCAGUUUGGCCUUCAGGACAAGAGCCCGCCCCGGGCCCGCAGCUCCAGCAGCACCCUGGCUCAGGCGCUCCGCUGGAUGCGGAAACAGCUGUCUCCCCUGGAGGCCCCUGCCCUGCUCUGGGGGCUCCUCGGAACCGUGGUGGCCAUUAGGGUCAUGCAGGCCCUGCUGGGCCCCCAGUCCUCCCCUCGGGCCAAGGAGGAGAAGCACAGGCCAGCCCCCCCGGAGGACUCGGUGGCUGCCAGCAAACAAGCUUCCCCAGCCCCCGACGUAAGCAGCGGUUCCCAGACCCCUCGGCGGAAAAAGUAACCCCAUUCUGUCAGCCACACGUCCGGAGAGGGUCAGGGUCCCGGCCUGUCUCUGGCCUUCUGCAGCAGGACGUGGCCCAGCCACCGUGCCUUAGCCAGCUGCCACGCAGACGCAGGUUGGGGUGCUGCCCUUUUGCUUCGAGG